CAAAGAUCUAGAGUGAGAGAGAGAGAGAGUAACAGUAUCAUCAGUGUCAUGGAGGAGCAGCAAAAAGAUGAAACGAUGACGAACAAUAAAACAAAGAGAUUUCUCUUGAUCCUACACGCCGUCCUUCUCUCAAUCGGCACAUGCGGCGGCCCAUUGAUCACGCGUCUCUACUUCGUUCGCGGCGGCAAACGCGUUUGGCUCUCCUCCUCCUUAGCAACCGCCGGCUGGCCCAUAAUCUUCGUCCCCCUCCUCAUCAGUUUCAUCCGCCGCCGCCGCCAAACCGCCGCUUCCACCGCCAAGCUCUUCCUCAUGACUCCUCGCAUCUUCCUCGCCGCCACCGUCAUCGGAAUCCUCACUGGCGCCGACGACUAUCUAUACGCCUACGGCGUCGCCAAACUCCCAGUCUCCACAUCUUCCCUAAUCAUAGCGUCGCAGCUCGGAUUCACCGCGUUCUUCGCGUUUCUCCUUAUCAGGCAGAAAUUCACCGCGUUUUCCGUGAACGCGGUGGUUUUGCUGACGGUUGGAGCCGGAGUGUUGGCGCUGCGAACCGGUAGCGAUCGGCCGAAGGGAGAGACGAAAAUGGAGUAUUAUAUGGGAUUCUUUAUGACGAUCGCCGCGUCUGCUCUGUACGGACUGAUAUUACCGUUGGUUGAACUAACUUAUAAGAAGGCGAAGAAAACGGUUACUUAUACAUUGGUAUUGGAGAUGCAGUUAGUUAUUUGCUUCUUCGCUACCCUUUUUUGCACUAUCGGCAUGAUCAUCAAUAACGACAUUCAGGCUAUUCCAAGGGAAGCAAAGGUAUACGAAUUAGGAGAAAAAAUGUACUACUUUGUUCUAGUUUGCAACGGAUUGAUAUGGCAAUGCGGCUUCUUGGGGGUAAUCGGAGUGAUAUUCACGGGAUCAUCGUUGUUGUCGGCGGUGUUAAUAGCGGUUUUGUUGCCGGUGACGGAGGUGCUGGCAGUGGUGGCUUACAAGGAGAAGUUUCAGGCGGAGAAAUGUGUUUCAUUAGUGUUGUCUCUUUGGGGAUUUGUUUCCUACUUUUAUGGGGAGACCAAAUACAAUAACAAUAAUAAUAAUAAUACUAAUAAGUCAAAUGAACCUUCAAACCAACUAGUCGUUGAAAGUGAGCUAGCUAAGACACGACCAACUGAUCAUGUUGAUAGAAAGAAUAAGCUAGUAUUGGUGCCUGUGGUUGUGCCACCUCUUUGUGAGGAUGAGUGUGAAAUACCGCCACCACUAUCAUAUGUAAAUGAGACAUAUUCUUCGCCAGAAGGAGAGAUUUAUGAGGCUGGCGGUGAAGGAGGAGGUUCAGCUCCUUAUGCUCCCCGGAUAUCAGCAAAAUUGAAAGAAGGAAUUAAUAAGUAG
Molecule: messenger RNA, 1365 nt
Organism: Impatiens glandulifera
Lineage: Eukaryota; Viridiplantae; Streptophyta; Magnoliopsida; Ericales; Balsaminaceae
Product: purine permease 1-like
Exons: 3
Coding region: 49-1365 (438 amino acids)
Cellular component (GO): membrane
Molecular function (GO): purine nucleoside transmembrane transporter activity
Source: RefSeq, a predicted model, not a curated record